AUGGAUCCCUUCACUGCCAUCGGCCUGGCCGGCAACAUUCUGACUUUCAUUGAUAUCGGGUUCAGAUUGGUAAACCAAACGAAGGGAAUCUACGACUCCAAGUCCAAUAGCACCGCCGAAAAUGAUAGCCUCAGCGUCAUGACGACGCGAUUCACCGCUACCAUGAAAGAGCUCGUUACAGAAUGUAGCAGCAUCUCAGACGAGCUUCAGAACCUACUUUCAGAGCUGAAGGCCAAGAAGCCGAAUUCAGUACGCAGCAGCAUGAAGGCAGCACUCCGCGACUGGAGCAAGAAGAAAGAGAAAGAAGACCUUCAUAAGAGACUUGAGAGUUCCCGCCAGCAACUUGACUUGCUGCUUUCAACAAUGACACGAUUCGAAUCUCUAGAGCGCCUCAACCAGUUGAUAAAAUAUGGCCAGUCCAGUGAAGCUGAAAUCACCUCUCUUCGCCGGAACAUAGAUGCCCUUCGCUCUGGGCUACAGGUCAAGUUCCUCAGCACCGAGGCUCUGGAGCAGAUCCAGGAAGUAGUCAGUUUGUCAGAUCGUGCGACGUUGAAGAUGCGGGAAAGUUGCAUCCUUACUGCCUUGCGGUUCGAUUUGAUGGAUGACAGAUACGAUGAUGUCGCCGAGGCCCAUGACAAGACGUUUGAGUGGAUAUUCGACCCAUACAUUCGUGACGACGAUGAUGACCUACUGCACAGCUCUGGCAUCACAUCUUACAGACCAAAGGAAAGGCCUGGAGCUCGUGACAAGUUCGUCUACUGGAUCAAACACGGCAACGGCAUCUUCCAUAUCUCCGGAAAGCCAGGCUCCGGAAAGUCGACUUUGAUGAAAUAUCUGUGUCGACAGGAGGAAACGAAACGGUAUCUUGAUGUCUGGGCUGCGGAUAAGUCUCUUGUCUUUGGUAAAUUCUUCUUCUGGAAUCCCGGCACAACCCUGCAGAAGAGCCUGAGGGGGUUGAUUCGUGGUCUUCUUUAUUCUAUUUUAGCCAAUGCUCCGGAGCUUAUCCCUCUAGCCUUUCCGAAGCAUUGGGAUGCCACGCUUAGUAAGGUCGCAGUCGCGUUUGAUUCCUCGGACGAUAUCUUGAUCGCUUUUACCGAUCUGAUUUGCCGGGACGAGGUCUAUCGUAACCACAAGCUUGUCUUCUUUAUUGAUGGCUUAGAUGAGUUCCAUGGAAACCAUACAGCACUAAUAAAGGAACUGCUGCGAUGGACAUCAACACGACCUACAGAUGUCAAGAUGUGCGUCUCGAGCCGAGAGUGGCCCAUCUUCCAAGAAGCAUUCAAGAUAUUCCCAAGUUUCCGCUUGCACGAGCUGACGCGAUCUGAUGUCUCACGAAUUGUACGGGACAGGCUGAAGAACAACGACACCUACCAGAAACUGGCAGAUCCUGAUGAAUUAGCACGCUUUGAGUCUAAUCUUGUGGAUAGAUCGGACGGCGUAUUUUUGUGGCUCAAGCUGAUCUUGCAAGACGUUGAGGACGGUCUCCUGAGCGGAGAUAGACUGUCGCAAUUGCAGAACAAGGUCAAGGCGCUUCCAACUGAGUUGAACGACCUAUUCCAGCACCUUCUUAACUCUAUUCAUCCGUGUGAUCGAAAGGAGGCAUACUUGAUCUUGUCAGUCGCGCUUGAGUGCUCUCCCGAUUGGCCCAUCUUCCGCAUCUCCUUUCUGGAAGAGUACAUCGAGAAUCAUGAUUUUGCUCUCAGUCAAAGGAUUGAGCGGCUCAAAGGCGACCACAUAAUGGACCGACUGGAGCGAACCCGAAAGAAGAUCUACGGCAAAUGCCUCGAUAUCUUUGAUUCUAUUUGUCAAACGUUCCUCGCGCAUAUCCAAGCAGCCAUCAUGCACAAGCAUUAUUAUCAUGAUUGUCACGGGGAAUCCGAUUCAGAAGAUUAUUUGUCGUUCCCUCCAGAAGAUCUAAUCAAAGUGCUUCCGCCUCCAAGUCUAGAUUACGAUAUUUGCACCCUCUUAGGAGCAUAUGCUGCGAAAGACACGGCCGCGGACUCAGCGAGAUUCACGGCAUUCCUAGACAAAGUAGUCGGGGUAGCCGAGGACCUGUUCUCCCCCAAGGCCAAGUUUCAGUUCGUCAAUGACACUUGGAUGAGGGAUGAUUUGAUCUACCACACGAUAGAGGUCAGCUUUCCGGUUAAGGUGGCCCUCUUUAGUGCUUCACGGAAUACGAGAACAUGUUACGCUGCCCAUGUUGACAUGGAUGACAUGCUACGUGUCCCUGUUAAGGAGUGCGGUGCGUAA
Molecule: messenger RNA, 2250 nt
Organism: Fusarium subglutinans
Lineage: Eukaryota; Fungi; Ascomycota; Sordariomycetes; Hypocreales; Nectriaceae
Exons: 5
Coding region: 1-2250 (749 amino acids)
Source: RefSeq, a predicted model, not a curated record